This is a messenger RNA of Cladophialophora immunda, 1641 nucleotides long. RefSeq lists its product as uncharacterized. The transcript has 5 exons. Gene Ontology annotation, biological process: carbohydrate transport; transmembrane transport. Gene Ontology annotation, cellular component: membrane. The record is from RefSeq and is a predicted model, not a curated record. The coding region runs from base 1 to 1551 and encodes 516 amino acids. NCBI's taxonomy places the organism in Eukaryota, Fungi, Ascomycota, Eurotiomycetes, Chaetothyriales, Herpotrichiellaceae. Gene Ontology annotation, molecular function: carbohydrate:proton symporter activity.
AUGGCAGCCGAACAGCACAAAGGCUGGUUCAAGGACCAGAUUAGACUGGUGACUAUUCUGAUCACCAUCUUCAUCUCUCUGGGGUCCUUCACCUAUGGCUACUGCAGCUCCAUCAUCGCCACCACUCUGGGCCAGCCGGAUUUCUUCAAAUACCUGAACCUCGCCACCGAAGGUCCUGGCUUAUCCCAUACAAAUGCCAUCACCGGUGCCAUGAACGGCCUUUUCCAGGCCGGUGGCUUCAUUGGGGCGCUCUCGAUCGGCCCUCUCUGCGACAAGUUCUCACGACGAGGCGGCAUUGGAAUUGCCGCUGCUACCUGUUUGGUUGGCGGCGCUCUGCAGUGCGGAUCCGUCGAUGUCGGCAUGUUCUUGUUCGCGAGAGCACUGACAGGCAUCGGAACUGGCAUGAUCGUGUGUGGAGUGCCGCUCUACCAAAGCGAGGUCUCGCCACCUCAUACUCGUGGUGUCAUCGUGGGAGUUCACGGAGCCUUGCUCUGCACCGGUUAUUCGGUGGCUGGCUGGGUCGGCUACGGCUGCUUCAGCUACACCGGGCAGUUCCAGUGGCGUUUCCCCCUUGCUGUACAAUGCUUCGCGCCCAUAAUGGUGCUUCUUGGACUCUUCUUCAUUCCCGAGAGCCCUCGUUGGCUGGUCCUGCACGACAAACACGAUCAGGCCUACAAGGUGAUGGAGUACCUCCACCGUGACCCCAAGGACCCCGAAGGCAUCCUCAUCAAAGAGGAAUUCUAUGCCCUUCUGAAGCAACUGGAACUCGAAAAGCUUCGUGGCGGUGGAGGAUACAGGGAGCUCUUUACCGGCUGGCCGAACCGAAAGCGUCUGCUCUUGGGCUUCUUCACUGUUUUUGGGGGUCAAUGCACCGCCACCAUUGUCAUCAACAAUUACGGUGUUAUUCUAUACACUGCCCUAGGAUACGUGGCCCCGACUACACUUGCCUUCACGGCCGGAUGGGUGACAGUUGGGGUGGGUGGAAACGCGCUGUCCGCGCUGAUCGUUGACCGGGUGGGACGCGUGAGGCUAAUGAUAAUCGGAUUCUCCGGGUGCCUCAUGGCCCUCAUAGUCGAGAUGGCGCUGUUGGCGACCUACAAGGGAACCACCAACAAGGCCGGGCUCGCGGCGGCCGUGUCCUUCCUCUUCAUCCACGUCGGCUUCUACAGCUCGUGCAUCGACGCCGUGACCUACAUCUACUGCACCGAGAUCUUCCCCAACCACCUGCGCGCCCGGGGCUCCUCGAUCUCCGUGUCGGGCCUCUUCUUCGCUACCGUCAUCUACACCUGUGCCGCGCCGACCGCCUUCGCCAACAUCGGGUGGCGCUACUACAUCGUGUUCGCCGUCACGACCGCCAUGAUCGUUGUUUCGGUGUUUCUCUGGUGGCCUGAGACCAAGGGGUUGUCGCUCGAGGAGAUCAACGCCCUCUUUGGCGACGAGGUCGCCGUGGACGUCGGACACAUGACCAAGGAGCAGAGGGAGGCGCUCGACGAAAAGAUCUUCGCGCAGCAGAUCGAGGGCGUCAACGAGCCUGAGCACGAGAAGGCUUGACAAGUCGUUUCUGCCAGCUUGCCAAGGUCCGGAAUGUUAUAUCCCGACCACCAGGAGGAGUUCGUGAUGGAAAUGAGAUCGACAAGAGAG